Hirsutella rhossiliensis is the source of this 1347-nucleotide messenger RNA. RefSeq names its product NLI interacting factor-like phosphatase domain-containing protein. Bases 1 to 1347 code for a protein of 448 amino acids. The transcript has 2 exons. Gene Ontology annotation, molecular function: phosphoprotein phosphatase activity. The record is from RefSeq and is a predicted model, not a curated record. NCBI's taxonomy places the organism in Eukaryota, Fungi, Ascomycota, Sordariomycetes, Hypocreales, Ophiocordycipitaceae.
AUGCGACCGCGAAGGCUCUUUCACCUCGCCAACCUCGCCUCCUCCAACAAAGCGCCAAAACCGCAGCAGCAGCAGCCGCGGUUCAAGGCCAAGGGGCCGCCACCGCGCUCCACUCGCCGCGCCGCCGCCGCCAACGACGACAACCCGCAGGCGGACCAUGGACCGGCGCCGACCCUGCGGCCGUCUGCAGCGAUGAACUACUACUCCCAGCCGGGAUACGCCCACCUGCCAACUGUCCCCAGGCAGCAGCAAUACGGCGCACCGCAGUGGAUGAUGCCGCCCGCCGGUCCUCCUCCCCAACCUUACCCUCACCACCACCGAGACCACUUUGCGCCGGCUCAGCAGCAGCAGCGACCCCCCCCAGUCCCUCCGACCUCCACAGCCUCGCCCCAGGGGCCUCUUGUUCAGAUCCCAGGCCUGACUCUGCUCAACGCCAUGUCCCAGGCCGGCCCGCAGUCCAACGCGCCCCCUCCGCCCGGCCCGUCGCCGGCGGUCCGCGCGCAGCCCGCCAUGAAGGGCAUCAAGCGCAAGUCUGCCCGGGUCGCCGCUGCGAAGGCGAAUUCUUCCACGGCCGCCAAAAACGGCGCAAAACCCAUACCACGCCCUGUUCCCGAGCCCUCCGCCGCAGCCAGGAACGAUCCCCGGGAGGAGCGCCAGGUCCCGAGCCGCAAGUCCGGCGGCGUCCCCGAGCCAACACCUCUCUACCUCGCGCGAUCCUUCGCCCCGCCCGCCACCCUGCCGCAGCCGCGCCGCAUCCUCGUCAUCCUCGACCUCAACGGCACCGUCCUCUACCGCCCCACCCGUCGCCAGCCCACCACCUUUGUCGAGCGUCCCCACGCCCGCCGCUUCCUGGCCUACUGCCUCGAGGCCUUCCACCUCGCCGUCUGGUCCUCGGCUCGCCCCGACAACGUCCAGCACAUGCUCACCCAGCUGCUCACCCGGGAGCAGCGCCAGCGCUGCGUCGUCACCUGGGCCCGCGACCGCCUCGGUCUUUCGCAAGACGACUACAACUCGCGCGUCCAGUGCUACAAGCGCCUCGCCACCGUGUGGAACAACGACAAGGUCCAGGCCUCCCACCCGACUACCGGCCGAGGCGGCCGCUGGGACCAGUCCAACACGGUGCUCGUCGACGAUUCCAAGGAAAAGGGUCGCAGCGAGCCCCACAAUAUCCUGGCCGUCCCCGAGUUCUCCGGCUUGCAGAACGAAAUGGCAGACGUCCUGCCGCAGGUUCACGACUAUCUCAAUGUACUGUGCUACCAGCAAGACAUUAGCAGAUAUAUGCGCCAGAACCCAUUUAAGCUCGACCCAAGCUAUCGAUUGUCCACCUCCCCUGCUCCCGGGGUUUGA